This is a messenger RNA of Paramecium sonneborni, 500 nucleotides long. Lineage: Eukaryota; Ciliophora; Oligohymenophorea; Peniculida; Parameciidae. The record is from the annotation of a GenBank genome assembly.
AUAUAAUAUAUUUUCAAACAAUGCAAACAGUUUGGACCUUAAUACAUCCAACAAGAAUAAGUGUAUAGAAAACGAUAAAGAAUUUAUUACCAUCUGGGUAAGAAUUUUUUGGUACUGUAACAAGAGAUAGUAGAAACAAGACAUGCAAAGUAAAUAAAUAUGAUAAAAGUAAUUAGGUGAAAGUAAGCUACAAAUAUUGGCAUAAAAAAUAUAAGUCAUAUUUUUCUGAUUCUUCUGUAUUCAUAACACAUGACGAAGAUAAUUUUUGUAAGGUUGGUGAUAAAGUUGUGAUUAAACAUUGUUAAAAAACAGGUGGAAAGUAUUACUAUGUAAGAAAUGUCGUGGUCCCAAUAGGCAGAAGUCCAUCAGAUGUGUAAGAUGAAGUAAUGAAAGAGCUCUAGUAAUAAUUAUUGCUUAUAAUUAAUUUAGAAAUAUUAGAACUCAAUUGGUUUAAUCGGGGUUGUGAUUUAUUAUUCAUACAUAAAAAUAUUUACAAAUAA